AUGUCUCGGUGCUUUCCAUACCCUCCUCCGGGCUAUGAGAAGAGCUUGGCCUUGAUCGAGUCUAUAAAGGUUUGUGUCGUUGAGCCAUGACAAACACCUAAUUGCUGCCCGUGCAAUUCGUCUGGUGCGAUUCUUGUUGUUCUCGGCUCUUGGAAAUCUGAUGGCACCAUUGAUAGCUGGGGUUUCUCUCUGUUGAUGUGUACAUGAGGCCGAGAGGGAGAAAUGACUGGAGACGUCGCAAGAAGUCUGAAAGCGGAGACGCACACCGUUAUUUAUCGCUGUCGUUCUUGCUCUAUCGAAGGGUCUUCCCUAUGAUACUGAUGGGCUCUGUGUCGCGCCGUGCUUUCUAGUAGAUAUAGUUGGAUAUUUUGAGGAUCCUUUGGAUGCCGGUAACAGGGAUUUAGGUCAGGUUUGGGAGGAGCUUCCGUGCAUGACGCAAAUAAUUUCUACAUAAGCCUUGAUCGUUAGCUGUUUGAUAUAGAACCGGGAGUGGUGAUAUUGUUGCAUGAGUCUUUCACCUUGGAAUUUUAUUGAGGCACACGAUGUGAUACCCCUAUACAAUCAGUUUUUAAGUUACUCGACUGCUUAAGGUUUAGAUUCUUUCCCCCGUCCUGUGCCAUAUUUGUAGACCUAAUAAUCAGUCCGGACCAGAUAAUUAGGUCGACGAGAAAUCCUCAAUUAUAGAUGAAGGAUAGUUUUCCAUGUUAUGCGUCAUUUUUUUGGUUGAUUGAACGUGAUAUUUGGUUCCGGAGCUUGUUAUUGAUAGAAGUCUUGAAUGCAACCGCAGAAUGCUUCUGAAAUCAGUGGCCUUAGAUUUCGUAUCAGUAGAUUAGGAAUAUGCCAUUUCAUCAGGUGCAGCUGCACGGAAUCUUGAUCGAAAUGGAUCAAUAUUUUUCUGUGAGGUUGAUUCUGAGAAGCAGAGGGGGUUUACAUGUUGAUGGAAUGUAGUCGUUGGUUUAAUUCAGCGAUGGCAUCCAUGAGAGUGCAAAUUCUGUAGCCAUUCAAUUGGUGUUUCUAUUCAGUUAUUCAAGCUUCUGGUGGCAUGUUUUAUGGAUUGGAAAAUGAAGGAAGAUAUGUGCAAUAGAUAGCCCUAUCAUUUUUUUAACGCAUGUCAACCUGUGUGGAUUCUGUUGCCAAUCAAGGGGCUUGAACCUUUUGGACUGGCUUAUUGAAUAUUUACAAUAUAAGCAGUCUUUCAUUCCUGUCAUUUUAAGGAAGGUUUUACAGAGCUGUCUUGGGAAAAUUUCAUAUUCUCGGAGCAAUGGGAAUUGCGCAUAAGGGACUAGAAUUGUGUGAUCCUAGCGCGUGUGGGUACUUAUUUACUCCGAUGAAGCUUGUAGAAUAUUGUCAAAAUUUUAGAAUGUCCUUGUAGACGAUGUUUGGAUCAACUUUCUUGAAUCGUAGAAUGUCCUUGAUGCCGAUUUUAAUUGGCAAGAUAUGCGAGCCAAUUACCUGCGAUUUAUUUGAACAUUGUCUUGUCUAGUUAAAUUAGCAAUUCAGACUAAUGAUAAUUUUUCACAAAAUUGUUGUGGUUCGUGUGUACUCACAAAAGUAUUGUACGCCUUAAUUGUCCUGUUAUGUCAGGGUAUUUGCAAAUCUAUUAGUGUAUUUCUUGUGGUUAUUUUCAAAUUUGAAACUUUCUAGAUGGUGCAACUCCAUCUUUUCUAAGAGAGAUGUGUCUACCUGUAAAAACUGGUCUGUUGAUUUAUUUGAGUGAACUUCCCCACAAUUUUCAACUUUUCAGUCUCUGUAUGGUUUUGUAUGAUGGGGAACUUAUCAUCAUUGUGUAAAAGACUACAAAGUUUUUCUCAGAAAGAACAUGAGAAUGUAUCCGGACAAAUAAUUCUUUGUGCUGACAAGCAAACCUUUUGAAUAUGCUGGGUCCCCACUGUCGCACCAUCUCUCCUUUCUUAUGCUUUCACUGCUUCUGUCUAUUCCUUUCCGGAAUUGACAAAUUCUGGUGCUGUGAAGCUCCAGAAAGGAAGGGAGAAGACAGAGAAAGAAAGGAAGAAAGAGAAGAGAAGGGAAAAGAAAGAGAAAAAGGAUAAGUCUAAGGGGGAUAAGGUAAAGACUGAAGAUAAGAAGCAUGGCCACAAGAAGAGGCACCGUGAGGAGUCAAGCAAGUCAACACAUAAAGCAGGGGACUACAAGCAGACUGCAGAAGAUGAGAACGAACAGCUGGAGAGGAGCAGCCUCACAGAGGAGCACGGAUGCCCCGUGGCGAUUCAGAACCUCUAUGAUUCUUCAGACAGCACCCAAAACAGCAGCAAGAGAGCCAAGCUGGAUUUCUCCGAGACCACCACCCAAAACACCCUCAAGAGAAGCCAGCAGGAUUUCUCUGAUGCUGUCACCACCACCACCCAGAACACCGUCAAGAAAAGCCAGCAGGAUUUCUCUGAUACUACCACCUCACAUGGUAAGCCCUUCGUGUUCUAACUCUCUCUCCCCCUCUCCCUCCCUCCCUCCCUCCCUCUCUCCUCUUAUUAAUGUCAUGCCCUUGGAACGCUAAUCCUCGCCUUUCUCCAAUGAUCAGGAAGCGGGAUCCGGAUUCGGCUGCCAUUGCUGAGACACAAGGAUGUAGAAUCCCCCACCUCCAGCGAGCAACCAUGUUUCUCAGGGAGAACAACACCAAGCUCGGCAGCUCCUCCCAAGGAAAAGCUAAAGAUCCCCGGGCAUUCCACCGUCCCCCGUCCGCCUUCUUCCUCGUCGGGGCAGCCAUGCUUCUCAGGGAGGAUCGAGACCACCACACCAUCGGAAGCAUCAUCAUCUCAUGCCAAAUCUGCCCUUCCGGAGCCGAGCGUAGCUCAUCCCGCUGCCACUACAGUCUGCGAGAGCAGCAGCGUUAGCCGCAGAAGCAGCCGCGCCCGCGACAUGGAUCGGCAGUACAAAAAGUUGAUAGGGGACUGGAUGCCGCCCCUUCUCCUGACGGAGAGCCCAUUUGACGAAGACCUCGACUGGCUCAUGGCUGGAGCCUCCAGCAAGCCGCGCCUGGCCCCCGCCGCCGCUGCCGGCGAAGGGCCGCUGCAUUGCGUGGGGCCUGCCUCCGCCCGGGCCAGCUACAUCCCCGAGUACGGAAUCCACGUGCUGCCCUACGUGGUGCCUUUCUAA
Molecule: messenger RNA, 3108 nt
Organism: Spirodela intermedia
Lineage: Eukaryota; Viridiplantae; Streptophyta; Magnoliopsida; Alismatales; Araceae
Source: the annotation of a GenBank genome assembly